GUUCAACAACUGCCGUGCUCCCAACCACGAUCCCUUUCACAGACACAAAUCCUUAUCCAGCCUCCAUGGACAGCACGAGGUUCUCCAUGGCAGGCAAAGCUCAAGGCUACGGCAGCAAGGCCACAGGAGGAAAGGGCGGAGACCUGUAUGUUGUCACAAACUUCUCUCCGAUCGAUGAGAGAGGCACACUCCAGUAUGCUCUAGCCCGGYCGGAGCCCCUGUGGAUCGUCUUCGACCAGGCUGCUGCUGACAAGGCACCCCAGAAAGAUGGAAGCCCCAUGAUUGACUACAGUGGCAUCGCCAUCACGCAGGACUCGAAGAGGCAGCUGCGUGUCUCAUCAAACAAGACCAUUGAUGGCCGCGGGUUACGGAAACCUGUAGUCAUAUUCGGUGCUGGUCUUCUGAUAGAGAACGACACCAAGAAUGUUAUUGUCUGCAACAUGUCUUUCGAUGGCGCUUUCUCCCAAGGAAAGGGAGGAAAGCCAGACUUCGACAUCCCCGGGGAGAAGAGCAACGACAUUGAUGCUAUCAAAAUCACGGGGAACAACGCCGGAAGCAAAUCACCCUCUGAUAUUUGGAUCGACCGUGUCACCUGCAAGAACUUUGUGGAUGGGCUAAUUGACAUAACCCGGGGAGCCACUAACGUUACCAUCUCUCGAUGCCUGUUUUCAGCUCACAACAAGGCCAUGUUGUUCGGAGGAAGCGACAAGCUUGGUGACGUCGAUMAGAGGAUAAGAGUGACACUUCAUCAUAAUAUGUUCGACGGGUGUGGACAGCGCCAUCCCCGCCUGCGCUUUGGCUUCGUCCACAUGUACAACAACUGCCUCCGGCGAUGGAAAUCCUCCGCUGUGGGUCUCGGAACGCAGGGCCAAAUUCUUAUGCAACAGAACUACUUUCUCCAGGGAUCAAGUGACACAGUCCUGGACCUCAAACCUGUGGGCAGUGAUGAUACGCACGGGAUCAUGUCCAGUGGAGACAUCUACAGCCCUGUCUCACUCGACAUCAAUGGCAAUCGCAAGUUCGACCAGGUUCGCAAGAACUUCCACCUUGUCGAGGGAGUCUCUCAGAGAGGCACCCCUCUCACUGUGGAGAAAAUACCCAAUGGACCAUCCCUGGAGAAAAAGCUAGACACUAUAGUUGGGGCUGCUGAUGGAAAUCGGUUCCUCGAUUUAAUCUUCUAGUUCUUUGCUGCAGCUGGAUAAAAGAGGUGACGAUCA
Messenger RNA from Chara braunii, 1217 nucleotides. The record is from the annotation of a GenBank genome assembly. NCBI's taxonomy places the organism in Eukaryota, Viridiplantae, Streptophyta, Charophyceae, Charales, Characeae.